AUGAGGCAGAGCAAAAGGAGGAAUGGACACAGAUGUGCCAAUACUGAAAACCGCUUUCACUCAAAAAGAAAUGAGACAACACAUUUUGGAACUCCCAGAGAUGAAAGGCCUUACAAAUGUACACAAUGUGAGAAGAGCUGCAAAAAUCACAAAGGGUUAAAGCAACACCACAGGGUUCAUAGCGAUGAGAAAUCUUAUCAAUGUACACAGGUUGAGAAGAGCUUGAAGCAUCAACGUGCAUUACAUCAACACACCAGGGUUCACAGCGGUGACAAACCCUUUAAGUGUGUGCACUGUCACAAAACAUUUAAUCAUCCAGGAAAUAUGCGAAGACAUCUCCAAGUUCACAGUGGUCAGAAACCUUACAAAUGUACUCAUUGUGACAAAACAUUUAAUCAAGCAGGAAAUUUACAAAAACACCUCAGAGUUCACAGUUGUGAGAAACUGUACAAAUGUACUCAUUGUGACAAAACAUUUAAUCCAGCAGGAAAUUUGCAAACACACCUCAGAGUUCACAGUGGUGUGAAACCUUACAAAUGUACUCAUUGUGAUAAAACAUUUAAUCAAGCAGGAAAUUUGCAAAAACACCUCAGAGUUCACAGUGGUGAGAAACCAUACAAAUGUACUCAUUGUGACAAAACAUUUACUGAAUCAGGAACUUUGCAAAGACACCUCAGGGUUCACAGUGGUGAGAAACCUUACAAAUGUACUCAUUGUGACAAAUGCUUUACUACAAAGUCAAACCUGACAGUGCAUAACAGAUCGAUGAGUGAAAAUGAGGCAUACCAAAGAAUGAGUGGACUCAAAUGUGCCAAUAUUGACAACUGCUUUCACUCUAAAAGAACUCAGACAACACAUUUUGGAACUCCCAGAGAUGAAAGGCCCUACAAAUGUACACAAUGUGAGAGGAGCUUCAAAAAUCAAAGAGGGCUAAACCAACACCAGAGGGUUCAUAGCUAUGAGAAACCUUAUCAAUGUACACAGUGUGAAAAGAGCUUCAAGAAUAAACGUGGGUUAGAUAGACACUUCAGGGUUCAUAGCGAUGAGAAACCUUAUCAAUGUACACGGUGUGAGAAGAGCUUCAAGCAUCAACAGGGGUUACAUCAACACCUCAGCAUUCAUAGUGACGAGAAACCUUAUCAAUAUACACAGUGUGAGAAGAGCUUCAAGAAUAAACCUGGGUUAGAUAGACACUUCAGGGUUCAUAGCGAUGAGAAACCUUAUCAUUGUACACAGUGUGAGAAGAACUUCAAGCAUCAAUUUGUGUUACAGCUACACACCAUGGUUCAUAGUGGUGAGAAACCCUACAAAUGACAGUGUGACAAAACAUUUAAUCAAUCAGGAAAUUUGCAAAGAAACCUCAGAGUUCACAGUGGUGACAAAUCUUACAAAUGUACUCAAUGUGACAAAACAUUUAAUCAAGCAGGAAAUUUGCAAACACGCCUCAGAGUUCACAGUGGUGCGAAACCUUACAAAUGUACUUAUUGUGACAAAACAUUUAAUCAUUCAUCAAAUUUCCAAAGACACCUCAGAGUUCACAGUGGUGAGAAACCUUACAAAUGUACUCAUUGUCACAAGACAUUUAAUCAAUCAAUUUUGCGAGGAAAGGCCAGUAGAGUGAAAAUGAGGCAUACCAAAAGACAGAGUGGACUCAGACGUGCCAAUACUGACAAUUGCUUCCACUCAGAAAGAAAUCAGACAACACAUUUUGGAACUCCCAGUGAUGAAAGGCCCUACAAAUGUACACAAUGUGAGAAGAGCUUCAAAAAUAUACAUGGGUUAUAUAGACAUGGCAGGGUUCAUAGUGAUGAGAAACCUUAUCACUGUACGCAGUGUGAAAAGAGGUUCAAGCAUCAACACGGGUUACAUCGACACUUCAAGGUUCAUAGUGACAAGAAACCUCAUCAAUCUACACCAUGUGAGAAGAGCUUCAAACAUCAACGUCUGUUACAUAGACAUGUCAGAGUUCAUAGUGGCGAGAAACCCUACAAAUGUACUCAUUGUGACAAAACAUUCAAUCAGUCAGGAAAUUUGCAAAGACACCUCAGAGUUCACAGUGGUGAGAAACCUUAUAAAUGUACUAAUUGUAACAAAACAUUUAAUCAAGCAGGAAAUUUGAAAACACAUCUCGUAAUUCACAGUGAUGAGAAACCUUACAAAUGUACCCAUUGUGACAAAACAUUUAAUCGUCCAGCAAAUUUGAAAAGACACCUCAGAGUUCACAGCGGUGAAAAACCAUACAAAUGUACUCAUUGUGACAAAACAUUUAAUCGUCCAGAAAAUUUGCAGACACACCUCCGAGUUCACAGUGGUGAGAAACCUUACAAAUGUACUCACUGUGACAAAACGUUUAAUCAUCCAGCAAAUUGGCAAAGACACCUCAGAGUUCACAGUGGUGAGAAACCUUACAAAUGUACUCAUUGUGACAAAACAUUUAAUCAUUCACCAAAUUUGCAAAGACACCUCAGAGUUCACAGUGGUGAGAAACCAUACAAAUGUACUCAUUGUGACAAAACAUUUAGUCAAGCAGGAAAUUUGCAAAAACAUCUCCUAGUUCACAGUGGUGAGAAACCUUACAAAUGUACCCAUUGUGACAAAACAUUUAAUCAUCCAGCAAAUAUGAAAAGACACUUAAGAGUUCACAGUGGUGAGAAACCUUACAAACGUACUCAUUGUGACAAAAGAUUAAAUCGAGCUGGAACAUUGCAAAGACACCUCAGAGUUCACAGUGAUGAGAAACCUUACAAAUGUACUCAUUGUGACAAAAGAUUUAAUCGAGCUGGAACGUUGCAAAGACACCUCAGAGUUCACAGUGGUGAGAAACCUUACAAAUGUACUCAUUGUGACAAAAGAUUUAGUCAAGCAGGAAAUUUGCAAGCACACCUCAGAGUUCACAGAGGUGAGAAACCAUACAAAUGUACUCAUUGUGACAAAACAUUUAGUCGAGCAGGAAAUUUGCAAACACACCUCAGAGUUCACAGUGGUGAGAAACCUUACAAAUGUACUCAUUGUGACAAGACAUUUAAUCAAUCAGGAAUUUUGCAAAGACACCUCAGAGUUCACAGUUGUGAGAAACCAUACAAAUGUACUCACUGUGACAGAACAUUUAAUCAAUCAGGAAAUUUGCAAAGACACCUCAGAGUUCACAGUGGUGAGAAACCUUACAAAUGUACUCAUUGUCACAAAACAUUUAAUGUACGACCAUUUUUGAAAAUACACCUCAGAGUUCACAGUGGUGAGAAACCUUACAAGUGUUCUCAUUGCAACAAAUGCUGUACUGCAAAGGCAAACCUGAUAGUGCAUAACAGAUCAUACCAUGGGAAUUGGCCUCACAAGUGCAGCUAUUGCAGCAAAGGGUUUCAGGAUCAGAGGAGCUUAAAGAGACACAAGUGUAGACAACUAUCUUUAGAUAGAGAGAAAUUCACUUGUUGGAUGUGUGGUGAAUUUUGUCACAAUUGUUGUGGGAUACUUUACCACAUGUAUGAACAUGGUAUGAAAAAAGAGUAAACCGAUGUUUAGUCUAUUGUUUUGGGGCACAAGGGUUAAUUACGCUUGUGGUCUCUUUUGGUUAAGUCCAACACUUGGAUAAUGUCUGUGUAAGACUGCAGUGGUUUACUUUUGGAUAGAGAACUUGUAACUGAUAUAGAUGAUUUACAUGGCCGCAGUGAGACACGAAAUUUCUCUGUGGGCGUUGAAAAUUGUUUUCCAAGAGAGCAAAUUUAAGGUGGCUAGCACCAGUUUUCUUGCAUGAGGAACAGGUCACAUUCCUGCAUCACACACUAGAGAAAUGCACAAAAGAAGCGUGCGAUUAAAAAGAAAAAAAUUCAAAAUAGAUAUGGUGGUGCAAGGCUUUUUUAGGGCUAUGUAACUUCUCUCUUAUUUUGUAAGGUGUUUGCCUACCAGAGUGAAUUUGAUGUAUUCAAUGGGCACUUCUAUGCAGGAGACAGAAACCAAGAUAAAGAAGACGAGUCUGGUCAACAUAAAGGUUGCGCAGCAUCUAAACAGAAAAUCUAAUUGAUACGAAUCUCAUUCAUUCAAGCAUCAGUAGGUGCUCACGCAAGCACGCGUAAUAAUCAGCUGUAGUCAUAAGAGAUCAUGAGGAACUGUUGCUCUUACAGAAUCCAGAAUUUUAGAUACAGAAGAAUGUGCAUGGGAAUUUCUAAACUCACAAAGGCUUUUGCAUGAAAACAAUUAUGGGAAACCCCUUUUUAUUGUUUCAAUAUAAUAUUAAUGUUGAAAGGAAUGGUCAGAAAGGGACUAGAGAAUUCUAUGGAAGGACAUGAGCACUGUGUGAAAAUUGGAUUUUUCUAAAUUUUCUAAUAUUCUGCACUGUAGAAUGAUUUUUAUAUCUUUGUGCAUUUUCCUUUUCAAGUGCCAAAAGCAAUCUCUUGUAAAAAUUACAGGGUCACCCUGCCAGUAAUUUUCAAAUAUUAGAGCCAUAAGCUAAAAAAUGCAUCUGAAUAAACCUUUGAAAGUGUUGCCAUGGAAACUGCUAGUGAUGAAAUGACACCCAUAUUUGGAUAACCACAUGAUUAUAUAAUUCCACCCCGUAAAAGUGUUCAAAUGGCAUUGGUCAUUGGUCAAUCUGUAAUGUACUCUUUCAACUAUCAAAAAGAUAGUACUAUUUUUCAACACAAGAAGAGAAAUUUCGUAUCUCUAAGCAGCAAUGUUAUUUUCUACCUAUUUAUCAUAAUAUAUAGAUUUAGCCAAGCCUAAAAGUGGAGCUCUUAAGUUCAUAUUAUUAAUGAUAACAUAAUAGAUGUGCA
Molecule: messenger RNA, 4766 nt
Organism: Stylophora pistillata
Lineage: Eukaryota; Metazoa; Cnidaria; Anthozoa; Scleractinia; Pocilloporidae
Product: zinc finger protein 11-like
Source: RefSeq, a predicted model, not a curated record